This is a messenger RNA of Anopheles nili, 2870 nucleotides long. It is a transcript of the gene Ubqn, whose product is annotated as ubiquilin-1. The record is from RefSeq and is a predicted model, not a curated record. Lineage: Eukaryota; Metazoa; Arthropoda; Insecta; Diptera; Culicidae. Gene Ontology annotation, biological process: ubiquitin-dependent protein catabolic process. The transcript is spliced from 2 exons. Gene Ontology annotation, cellular component: cytosol. The coding region runs from base 12 to 1649 and encodes 545 amino acids. Gene Ontology annotation, molecular function: polyubiquitin modification-dependent protein binding.
ACACAGCAACAAUGGCGGAGAAUAGUGAGAGUGGGAAAAAAAUCACCAUUAUGGUGAAAACACCAAAAGAUAAGAAAUCUGUUGAAAUCGCAGAUGAUGCGGAAAUCAAGGAUUUGAAGGUUGUCGUGGCCGAAAAGUUCGAUACGAAUCCUGACCUGGUGUGUUUGAUUUUUGCCGGAAAGAUAAUGAAAGACACCGACACGCUCAAGACACACAACAUCAAAGAGGGGUUGACGGUGUAUCUGGUCAUUAAGGCGGCUCCGCGCACGGAAACCGAGGGAACUCGCAGAACCCCCGCUGACGUGAGCCAAACGCCGUUUGGAUUGAAUCAGCUGGGUGGCCUUGCCGGUCUCGGUGCGUUAGGGGGUAAUCAGACCAACUUCAUGGAUUUGCAGUCUCGUAUGCAGCACGAGUUGAUUGACAACCCCGAUCUUAUGCGCACCGUGCUGGACAAUCCGCUCGUACAGCAAAUGAUAAACAGUCCGGAUACGAUGCGCCAGAUCUUAACCUCGAACCCGCAGAUGCAGGAGCUGAUGCAACGCAAUCCGGAAAUUUCGCAUAUGCUGAACAAUCCGGAACUGCUCCGGCAAACGAUGGAACUAGCUCGCAAUCCUUCGAUGCUGCAGGAGCUUAUGCGCUCGCAUGAUCGUGCCAUUUCCAAUCUGGAGAGCGUCCCGGGCGGGUAUAGUGCGCUGCAGCGGAUUUAUCGUGACAUUCAGGAACCGAUGAUGAAUGCCACCUUCCGCAAUCCUUACUCCGGGACGUCCGACUCUGGCAGCACCAGUGGAGGUGGCGGAAAUCCGCAGCAGGGCACCGAGAACAGAAGUCCUCUGCCCAAUCCCUGGAGUAGCAGCGGCACUGGAAGCGGAGGUCGUGCAGGUGCCGGUGCAGCAGGUGGGCCAACGACCGAUGCAGCAGGGGCACCGCUUGGAUUGCUGAAUACGCCCGCGAUGCAGAGCUUGCUGCAGCAGAUGAGCGAUAAUCCGUCGAUCAUGUCGACUAUGCUGAACUCACCGGCUACACGGAGCAUGAUGGACGCCCUAGCUGCCGACCCGGCGAUGGCAGCGAAUCUGAUGAACCAAAAUCCGUUGCUGGCUAACAAUCCUGCGCUGCAAGAGCAGAUGCGCACGAUGAUGCCGCAGCUGCUGCGGCAGAUGCAGAAUCCUGAGGUGCAGCAAAUGGUCACGAAUCCUCAGGCGUUGAAUGCGAUUCUGCAAAUUCAGCAAGGCAUGGAACAGCUGCGAUCGGUGGCCCCCGGCCUGAUGAGUACGAUGGGUAUUCCACCAAUGCCCGGUGCUCCGCCAGCGGCGGCCGGCGCAGCUACAGCGGGCACGGGUGCGGCUGAAACGGCCACAAAUAGGACGACCACGGGCACCACCGAAGGUGCUACUGGUGCAGCCGCAGCCCAGCCUGCGAACAACGAUGCUCUGUUCUCAGAGUUCAUGGCACGCAUGAUUAAUGGGAUGGCGUCAGGUACGGCCGAUACAAGCAUUCCACCAGAAGAGCGCUACCGGUCACAACUGGAGCAGCUAGCGGCGAUGGGGUUCGUUAAUCGCGAGGCUAACCUGCAAGCUUUGAUUGCGUCCUUCGGCGAUAUCAACGCGGCCGUAGAGCGAUUGCUCGCGCUUGGUCAACUGUCGCUAAGCUAACAAUGUGCGCCUUUUAAUUGAAUUGGAUCGCAAACCGGGAAACGAACCCGUGGUAACAUUAAUCUAAUCUUGCUUUCCAUUCGUUCGAUUCAUGAUUUUUGUGUUAGAAAACCUAUUUUUUCCGGGGGAUAGAAACCGAACCGCCCUAUUGUAUGAUGUACCUACCAGGCUCAUAAAAGGAUCGGGCUAACGUUAGCCUUUGUACGGGCAAACGGAUAAGGGCGAAGAAACAAUAUAUACGUUUUAAGAAAAUCUUUUUAGGAACGGGAGUGUACGCAUUUUCUAUUUUUUCGCUUUUAUUUGUUUUUUUUCUACAUCGGGAAAAGGAUCUAGUUUGACACGGUCAUUAAGCAGUAAAUAGCAAUCGAAGAGAAGAUUUGAACGACGGAGAGAGAUCACCAUACAUUCUUUAUUAAAAAUAGUACACACGCAUCGGUUCCCACACUAAAUGUUGGUAGAUAGCAACACUCGGCGAUGUUCCCUUUGUAUCUCUACCACCCAGGCGGAUAUAUGUUCUAUUUAGGAGGAAAAUACUUUGAUAAUGAUGAAGCUGUUUGCGUGAUUAGCAUUGAGUUUGUCUGACAGACGACUACGCGAUUUUUUCAAACAUUACGUGAAGCUGUGGCCAAUGAAGGGAAGAGAUUGAAUAUGAAGCAUGGCGCGGAAUGCUCGGGAAGUAAAUAGUUCGUCUAUUUGUAAGGAAGGAAUUGUACAUGAUGCCGUCAGAUGGUUCUCCAGACCCAGAGAGAAUCAUGAAGUAAGGUUCAAAGCAUUAUUUGACUAUUUUCUUGAAUACCGUUCGAAGACACCAAGCGCGUCUGAGUCCCCUUGACAUAGCAAUCGAAAAGUAAUGGAAAAAUAACUCGAUCUAGAUACACAAUUAAUCCCUUUCUACACACACUGCUAGUUCAUGUGAAAGAUGUAAUAACACUUAUAGUAAACCCGUGUCUGGAAUAUUAGCACACAACACACCUACUAUCUUGCUCUGCCGCUGCAACAGCAGUAGAAGAAUGAUUAAGAAAGCAACGCGAUGGAAGAAAUGGCUAAAUUUACGAGUGAUGCAGAACCCCAAGGGCGAUCCCAACGCUACUUUUUCCAUCUUUCCCGCUCGGCACCCGCUGAAGAGAGGUUCCGGUACAGCGAGUUGCGAGGACGCCAGAAUCGACGGAUAGAUAUAUACAUAUAUCAAUAGUAUAUUCAAUAAAAUGUUAAACCAACUGC